Diplodia corticola is the source of this 3045-nucleotide messenger RNA. Its product is annotated as nad-binding protein. The transcript is spliced from 8 exons. The record is from RefSeq and is a predicted model, not a curated record. NCBI's taxonomy places the organism in Eukaryota, Fungi, Ascomycota, Dothideomycetes, Botryosphaeriales, Botryosphaeriaceae. Bases 1 to 3045 code for a protein of 1014 amino acids.
AUGGCACCCUCCAACAACAACCAGGACUUCCAGCUCAGCGAAGUCUUCAAUGUCAAGAACAAGGUCGCUCUCGUUACUGGAGGCGGCUCGGGGAUCGGCUUGAUGGCCACCCAAGCUCUUGCCGUGAACGGUGCCAAGGUCUACAUCGUCGGCCGCACCAAGGAGAAGCUCGACAAGGUUGUCGAGGUAUAUGGCAAGGAUAUCCCCGGCGAGAUCAUCCCGCUCGUCGGCGACGUGACGGACAAGGCAGGCGUGGAGAAGCUCGUCAAGGAGAUCGAGUCGCGCGAGAAGUGCCUCUGCAUCCUAAUCAACAAUGCUGGCAUCGCCGCUGAAAAGACGACGCCGGACGGCGAGAAUGCCGAGGAACUGAAGAAGAACCUGUUCGAACCCACCACCGUCAAGGAAUGGACGGAUAUCUACGCCACCAAUGUCGUUGGCCCUUACCUCAUGGCCACGGCCUUCCUGCCUCUGCUGCAGCGCGCGACGGAGCACCAGCACGGCUUCUCGGGCACCAUCAUCAACAUCACGUCCAUCAGCGGCAUGAUCAAGAUCUCGCAGGGCCACUUCUCGUACAACGCCAGCAAGGGCGCCUUCAUCCACCUCAACAAGAUGCUAGCGUCGGAAGUGGCCAAGGCCGGUCUGAAGAUCCGCAUCAACAGCAUCGCGCCCGGCGUCUUCCCGAGCGAGAUGACGACUCAAGAGAGCGGCGAGGACCAGAAGAGCACGAUUCCCAAGGAACACAAGGCCGGCCUACCUUCGCAGAGGCCCGGCAACGACAGGGACAUGGCGAGCGCCAUCAUCUUUGCCGCUACCAACCAGUACCUCAAUGGCCAGAACUUCGCCGUCGACGGCGGCUACACGAUACAAGUCGGACAAGUGAACAACCCUUCCUUUGAGCUUUCCGACACUUCAUAUGCUUCCUUCCAGCGCGCCGAGGAAGGCAGACGCAGCAGCACGGCCAAGACGCCCAGCGGCGUCAAUGAAAAUGACGCUCAAGAGUCAUGGUCGCUCGUUGGGACAGAAGCUGCCAUGCCCGAGCAGAGAGAGGCUACGCGACUAGGCUCAAGCUGGUGGAAACGAGAGAUGCUCGUUGACCGCAGCCUCUGCGGCAUGGCCGCCCUAACCUCGCUUUUUGCUUUCAUCAUGCUCGUUGUCUGCAUCUCCGCCUCGCCCAAAUUCACCCAGCAACUCGAAAGGAACCCGAACUCGACUUCCAUAGCCUUCCAGCAGGGCUCUUGCAAGUCCGUCGAGCCGGGCUAUCAAGCCUUGAAAUUCUUGAUCAAUGUUGCCUCCACCAUGAUCCUCGGCAUGUCAAAUACAUACCAGCAGCUUGCGACCGCCUUACGAGUCGACGACGUCGCCUACAUGCUGUCCAAACACGGUGAUUGUCGCGUGGGCACAAACUCGCCCUUUGCCAUCAACUACAAACGUACCGACCGCUUGAAGUCCUGGCUUAGCUGGACGCUGCUGAUACUGACCUCUAUGCCCAUCCAUUUGCUCGCCAACUCUCUAAUCGGUACAUCGACCUAUCGGACAAGCCCGACAGUCUCGUACGCACCACAGUCCAACUUUACACAGUGGAGCUCAAGCUACCAAGACGGUAAUUACUAUUACUACCCUAAUUCCGUCUACAGUAGUGUAUGUCUCACUGCCUUCAAUGAAGGGUCAUUUGACAGUCUACUGGCCAAGUGGACCAAUGACUCCGACUUGGUUGACGAAUGGAAUAACUACAUUGGAACAACAAAUGUAGUCAAUAUCUACUACGAUGCAGAAUUGUGCGAAGAAAGGAACAGAACCAAGUCAGCAAACUGCACUCUUAGCCAGAUAGAGUGCUUGGACGAUUCUACCUCGACAGGCCAAAAAGAUUGCACUCUCGUCUUGCGCAUGCAGCCCGCCUUGAUUUUGACAGGCUGUCUCUUAGCGAAAGCUAUCUACAUGGCCCAUACCAUGUACUCGGCACGUGGCCAGGUAAAGUCCCACCUUCUGAACUUUGGCGAUGUGCUUGUCGUCUCCUCGCUGUAUCCCCGCCUUCAGGUUCACGGGGAGUGCAUGACGAGUAAAGGCGACUUCCACCGGCGACAGAUCAAGCAUACUUGCCACAAGCACUGCAAAGAUCCAGACCCGUCAGACACAGGAGAAGAGCUGGGCCACUGUCAGGAGUGCAAAAAGUUCAACGUGGUUUACAACCACACAAAAUUGCCAUGGCCAACGCUAGCCAUGAAACGAAAGAGAGCCUUUCUUGGAACACUCGGUCAGACUGCUUUGACCCAAAUCCUUCUCCUGUGUCUGUUGUCUGUUGGCUCUCUGACUUGGUCCAUCAUGCUCGGCCUCUCGGUCGGUAGUGACUGGAAAGGCAUGUAUACCGGCAAGAACGCAUCAACACCGCACGUCAGCCUGGUGGCAUAUCUUAGCAGGAGCUUUGGUUUGGCUGCACUACCUCCCAACCGGAUCAGCAGCGAAAUCGCUUCGUACUUCAUCUCCAACGGCCUGCAGUUUGUCUACUCGACCAUCUACCUGCUACUCAUCUACAACCUCACCCUCAUCUCCAUGGAGUUCGACUGGGGCAAGCUCGAAAAGUUCGGCGGCCGGCUGCGCUGCACCAUCGUCAAGGACCGACCUUUCAACCAGUCUUACCUGCUCCAGCUCCCAAAACGAAUUCUCAUCCCGACCAUGACCUACAGCAUCAUAAUGCAUUGGCUUUUAGGCCUGUCAAUGCAAACCGAAGAAGUCAUCUACGAGGCGUCGGAGCGUUCCUACUCCCAAUACACGGUAAAAUGCGUGCCGAACGGACUCUUCGGCUCGACGACGAUGCUGAUCGCCAUGACAAUCACUUGUUGGCGCACUUUCUCCUAUCGCCGCGAGGGCUUCGUUCCGCAAAUGUACGGAUCGAUCAGGGUGUUAUGCGCGUCAACGACUCACUUGGAUGAUUUCAAUGAUGAUGGCCACGUCAAAUGGGGUGAUUUGGGACAAGGCGAGGUCUUCCGGCGUGCUGGUUUAUCGUCCAAGCCGGUGGGAAAGAUCGUUCCAAAUGAGCUGUAUUCAUAG